AUGGAUUACAUCUGGACUGGGCUCGCGGCCCUCAUAGCCUAUACGGUUUAUGGUGCCAUCUGGCGACUCUUCUUGAGUCCUAUAGCUCACUUUCCGGGGCCAAAACUCGCAGCACUCACAAGCCUGUACGAAGCAUAUUACAACAAUUGGCUUGGAGGGAAGUACAUCUACAAAAUCCAGGAGCUGCACGACAAGUACGGACCAAUCGUUCGAAUUUCGCCUUCUGAUCUGCAUGUUGGAGAUCCCGAAUUCUAUGAUAUCCUUUACCCCAGCACUACAAGUGGAAGACGGGCGAACAAGUCACCUAGUCUAACCAAAUUCUUCGGACUAGACGAUUCGCUGUUUUCCACGAUUGACCAUGAUAUCCACCGCAUGCGCCGCGCCGCUCUCUUACCGUUUUUCAGCAAUUCAUACGUGAGAAAGAUGCAGCCCGACGUUCAGGAGAGGCUGGAUGUGCUGUUCAAAAGAAUGGCCAGCUUCAAGGAUACGGAUGAGCCAGUGAAUGCGAACUGUGUGUUCGCAGCGUUUAGCAAUGAGACCCCGAACUUUGAUUCAUCGGAGCGCGAUGCUUCUUUGGCAGGCGCACAGUCCUUCCACCUCUUGAAACGUAUGCCAUGGUUAAACACUGUGAUGAUGCCACUUCCCGAGUCACUUGCCAGUCGCCUGAGUCCUGCACUUGGCUCGUACAUGCGCCAGAAGAAGAUGACCCGAAAGCAUGUCGAACGGCUUGCUUCUGAAUCGAAAGACGGAAUUUCGGGAAGCGAGACGGGGGCAAUCUUUCGGGCUGUUCUAGAGUCUCCCAAGCUGCCACCCGAGGAGCGGUCGGUAGAACGGGUGGCCCAGGACGCCCAGAUGUUACUCAUGGCCGGCACACUCACCAUGGCCUCGACCCUGGAACACUUGAUCUACUGGAUGGUCGAUAAUCCGGAGGUGCUGCGAAAACUCAAGAAAGAACUGCACAGCGUGAUGCCCUCGGUGGACGAUGCCGGCAAGGUCCCGCUUACAACGCUGGAAAGCCUUCCCUACUUGACGGCGGUCAUCAAAGAAAGUGUUCGCUUGAUCUAUGGAAAUUCAACACCCCACUUCCGCUAUGAUCCUGACCAAUCUCUGGUUUACGAGGAUAAGACGACCGGUAGGCGCUGGGUCAUCCCCCCAAAGACUUCUGUCGGCAUGACCAGCGUGCUGCUACACCACAACGAGCGCAAUUUUCCGAACAGUAAAAAGUUCGAUCCCGACCGCUGGCAGGGUGAUGAGGGCAGAAAACUGGAAAAAUACAACGUGGGCUUCGGCAAGGGCAGCCGCAUCUGCCUAGGCAUGAAUCAGGCAUAUGGGAUCUUACGUCUGGUGCUAGCCCAGCUCUGGAGGUUGUGGGCCAGUCCGGACGCGAAGAUUGGGGACGAAAUUGGGGUACUCAGUCUGUAUAACACGAGUCCCUAUGACGUCCAGAUGAAGGGGGACUUUUUCGUGGCGGCGUAUAACAAGGCCCAGGGCGUCGAGUUCAAACUCAAUAGCAUGUAA
Aspergillus pseudoviridinutans is the source of this 1518-nucleotide messenger RNA. Its product is annotated as cytochrome P450. The transcript has 4 exons. The record is from RefSeq and is a predicted model, not a curated record. NCBI's taxonomy places the organism in Eukaryota, Fungi, Ascomycota, Eurotiomycetes, Eurotiales, Aspergillaceae. Bases 1 to 1518 code for a protein of 505 amino acids. Gene Ontology annotation, molecular function: monooxygenase activity; oxidoreductase activity, acting on paired donors, with incorporation or reduction of molecular oxygen; iron ion binding.